This is a messenger RNA of Hypoxylon trugodes, 974 nucleotides long. RefSeq names its product CHD5-like protein-domain-containing protein. NCBI's taxonomy places the organism in Eukaryota, Fungi, Ascomycota, Sordariomycetes, Xylariales, Hypoxylaceae. The record is from RefSeq and is a predicted model, not a curated record. The coding region runs from base 133 to 792 and encodes 219 amino acids. Gene Ontology annotation, biological process: tail-anchored membrane protein insertion into ER membrane. The transcript has 3 exons. Gene Ontology annotation, cellular component: GET complex.
AAGGUCGCAUAUCAGAUUGGCCACGAAUUUAGAGCUCCUACCUUGAUCCCGUGGCCAAACUUAUUCGCUGUGACGUACCGUCAGAGCUGUUUUCUUCCUUAAACACUCUCAACAGAACGCAGUAUCGGCGACAUGAUGCUGUCCCUACUGCUCCUAGUUUUCCUCGUCGAGCUCGGCGCUCACCUUGUAAACACUGUCGGCGCCGCGACAAUAAAUAACAUACUCUGGAACCUGUACCUAGCCAUUCCGACACAGACCUCGAAGCAAGUAGCAGAACAAAAAAAGCUACAGAAAGAAUACCUCACUAUCCGCCGUGACCUGAAUGCUACUAGCAGCCAGGACCAGUUUGCGAAGUGGGCCAAGCUCCGACGACAACAUGACAAGUUGCAAGAUCAGCUAGAGAAGAAUAAAUCUUCCUACGAAGCCUCGAAAUCGAAAUUCGAUAGCACCGUCAAUAUUCUACGCUGGUUGACCACGACAGGAUUGAAGUUUCUUCUGCCUUUCUGGUAUGCGAAGCAGCCUAUGUUCUGGCUACCACAAGGAUGGUUCCCGUACUACGCCGAAUGGAUUCUAUCCUUCCCACGAGCUCCCAUCGGUAGUGUUAGCAUCGCAUCAUGGCAAACGGCCUGUACCGGUGUAGUUAUGUUGAUGAGCGAUAUGAUCACGGCGAUUCUAGGGUUAUUAUUGGGCGCAAAGAUCGCACAAAAACAACCGGCUGGGGCUGCUGCUACUGGGGAGAAAAGAAAGGAAACACCAAAUUCGCAACAACUCAGGAACAAGAAAGAUUCAUGAUUAAUCAUAAUGAGAUAUAGAGGAUACGUAUGGAUUAUCGGGUUGUCAACUGACAAUAAGGUAUGAAGUAUGUCUCUCAUCUAAUUUGACGCAGAGUUUUUCAUCGCGAAAUGCUAGGAACUCUGUAACACGAUUGAGAUGACUCUUGGCAGAGUACUUGGGCUCGCUCUAGGCAACAUAUU